UUCCGUUUAUUUCGCAUCGAGACGCUCUCGCAGUUGGACGUGCAUAUUCCAUACCGUGGUCGUCGCGCUGAAUCGCGUGUAUUUCGUUGGGCCCGUAGUUCUACGGAAUCAGCCUGAGUGGUGCUGGUGGUGGAAGUGGUGUUGUUGGUGAACUUGUUAUCGUGCAAUCAGAUGGAUACUGUUGUUGAACGUGAUUUUCGGCAGAUUCAGAGGCACGGUUACUCGUACGUUGUUACGUUUCACUCGGGAAAUUGGAAGAUCUUGGUGGCUAAUGAAUUUUAAUGGUCGGUCGAACCGCUCCGAAGAAGGAAGAAAUCGUUAGGAAUUGCAAGUUUACGGGUAAUCCGAAAAUUUGAUGGCUUUUCGCAGAAGAGCAAGGUACGAAUUCAGGAAUACAAGCCAAAACGAUAGGGUGUUGAGUGAUACAUGUUAAUCCUGGUUCGGUUGGCCAGGAAGUAAGAAACUUUCAAGAAGAAUAAAAGUCGUCCGUUCUGCAGCAGUGUGAUGAAAAGGUGGUACUUUUAGUGGUUCCGAGUUCAGCCGGAGGCAAACGAGAACGAAGAGAUUUGGUCGAAGCUUUGAACUUCUUGUGCAAAAGAAGCAGGAAGAAGGUGCAAAGGCGAAUAUAGAUAUACGGAAUUUGUACUUGGCCAAACGGGCUGUAUGUGUGUUUCUGGUGGAUCGAAUGUGGUGUGGUUGCUGCGGCGGGUUGUGCUGAAGAGAAAGACACCGUUACCAAUCGUAUGACCCAAGCAAUUCCUUGGGUUGCCCUGCCUGCAGAAGCGUUGGCGUGAUAGCAACGGCAGAAAAGGCCAGAUUUGAGGAUUGUAUUCAAUUGCAUGAUUCGUGUCGCUUUUGGUGAAAAGGUCAUCUUUAGUUGCAAAAGCCAACACUCUAAAGUGCAUGUGUGCAAAUUCUGCUAACCAAGUUGACAUUAAAAAGUAAACUCAAUCAGAAGUUAUCUAAUCCUUCGACUGCUCUUGUGAAGCAUUAUUACGAGCGCUUGUAAUUAUUCAAUAAAACCACAUCCAAACACCAACUUAACGUUUUUAUUUCUGGUCACAUUCGACUGAACCCGUUCGUGUAGAGUUGGACAUCGAGAAGCAAUUGAAAGGAAGAAAAGUGCUGUUUAAAUUCCGGUAUAAGUGCUUAGCGCUUAGUGUUGAUCUGCUGACUGAGCAAGUGAAAAAAGGAGUUUCACUUUGAUUAUGUUUUGAAUUUAUUGAAUUAAACAUUUUCCACCCCGAACCGUGUGGUCAGUUUCGCCACCAACGUCAGCCGCGCGCGAAAAUAAAAGUGGAGGAAAAGCCAAAAUCGACUGUGUGUUGUUUGUGCCCAAUUUAUUAAACCACAUCUAGGCUUAUUUUGGACUAUCACACUCAACUGCACCAUACCAGGGGGUGUGUUGGAUAACGCAGACCCAUUCAGCGUAGCUGCUCAGGUGCUUGUCAACUAUCAAUUCGACGCGGACUCCGAAUACUAUACCAAGUAGCAGCCGCACCAGCGCAAAGAGAUUUGGAAAACACAUAAAAACAAACAUCGGUAUCUGGACUGAUGAUAAAGAAAUGGUUUUCUGAGUCCCCAUCGCGCCGCCGAAUGUGAGGAAAAAAACAGGCAGCAUAUAUUGAAGAUCCCAACAUGGCGGACGCACUGAAAAUGGCGGAUAUGCAACGGGCCAGUGUCGAAUUUGAACGACAGCGGCAUUUAGCCAACUGGCUUAUCGAAUCCAGCCCGCACAUGCCGAAACCAACGCCCCAACAGCAGAAACAGCUGCAGCAACAACUUGGCAAAAAGGGGAAAUUCAAGCAGAAUCCAAUGUUCUUUCUCGCAAAAAUCGGCCACAACAUGAACUUUGUCAGCAGCAACAACCCGCCCCCAAUCGCUACUAACCUGAUGAGCAGCAAUUCGAUAGCAUCUACCUUCAAUUCGCAAACCAACCUGCCCCUAGCGAUCGUAUCAUCGUCCAGUCGGGAUGGCCACAAGCCUAAACUGAGACGUUUCAAUUCGCACGACACCAGCGCCAACAUGUUCUCGGUUGCCGAAUUCGAAAAUGCCCGUCUCGCGCGGAGGAACGAAAUCGAAAGUGCCGCCAUUCUGAGGCAACGGCAACGACAUAAGCUGAACUCCCUUUCGUCCGGUGGAGAUUGCUCCACGGGAGAGAGCAAAGGUUCCAAGCUCAGCAGCGAAUCUACCUCGGAACCACUGCUGGCCGAACAGUUUCUAGAGAAAUUUUCCCUCCCUCGUGUCGUACGCCUCUCGUACACCUCGGACGCAGCCGGUGGAAGCAGUUCCGGAGACCAAACGAUGACCUCGUCCAGCUCGGCCGAAUCAACCAGUACGUCCGAGAGGAAAAAGAAGAAAAAAUCUGCCAUAACAAGCCCUUCGAACGGGGAACUCUUCUUGCUGUAUCGGCUUAUGCGCAGCUUUAAAAUAUAUCACGUUUUCAACUCGAAGUCGGGGCAUAAUCGUAAGAAAGGGUACAAAAUACCACAGGAUUAUCCCGGUUAUUUUUCAUUUCUCAGUGAUAAAGGAACCCAACUGGCUACCGCCUAUACAACCAUCGUUCAACUGGUCCGGGAGCGUGUUUAUAAGUUUCUUUCGCUGGAAAACAUUUCUGCCUAUACUGAAUCUCAUGACAAUUUCAACCACAAAACGCAUUACGUCAAGGCAACGGCCAAAGCUGGACAGGUGUAUCGUUUGCUGGCCGUAUUCCAGGACGGAGAUCACAAGUCAGCAUCUAGUCAAAAGGACUCCGCAUCUGUCAGCGGGAACGCUGGUAGCGCGGAAAAAGAACGUGGCAAGUACGCUCAAUUGCUGGGAGAUAAUAGACAGAUUUACUACGUCUCACUAUCGGCCAAAGGUAAGUUCUAUGAAAUCGAACAACAUACGGCACCAGUAAUGCAGAAGAGCAGCAGCCUCGGGCAUCCCAACAGUAGCAACAAAGCACCGAAACAACUGAAUCGGGAAUGUGUUCACCGUAUCGGAUUCAUCAUGCAAUCGGAAGUAACCGUGCCUUUGAAUCUGAAAUUGAUUGCCAGUAUGAAUGCAAGUACUGGUGGAAAUCAAAAUAAUGUACCCGAAUACAUUACGAUCGCCAAACUAAGCUGCGAAAAUUUUAUCGUGGCAUGUCCCCUCGAUGAGCAUGACCUGACUUCAUCGCUCAGCCUAAGCAAGAUGCACCUGACACCGCAGAUGAAGUUCACAAAAUGUUCGCUCGGAUUUGACAGCGAACAACGAAUGUUCCUCAACGCAAACGUCCAGACUGUUCUCAAAUUCUGUCAAUUCAACUGUGACAACUUUACCCGAACAGUGGAUAACGAUACUAACUGGGUUGAACUCCAUCAAAUGAUCAACGCCAUUCAGCAGCAGCAGUCGUCCAACAGCUUGAACCAUCUGAAUAUUUCCCCUCAUGGCAGCAGUGGAUUGGGGCCGAAAAGCGAAGUCCUCAAAAGACUAAAACUAACUCGAUUGUUUGGCAGUGCCGAUCGCAAUCAAAACUCCUCUUCCGGUCACGAGAAAGAGGACUCGAUCAUAUUUUUCAGUAAAAAUGAUCUGGAGAACCUCGAAUGCGGCCAGCAACAACAACCAAACCAAGUAGAAAGACAGCAACGACAGGAAAUGGACCAACAACCAGUUUCAUUAGCAUCUGGACUAAGCGAUAAAAUGAAAGUUUUCACACCAAACAAAAAGAAAUGGUUUAAAGGCUUCCGGUCCCACGAAAGCCAAGCGCAAGAAACUACCGCCGAAGAACAUGAAAAGAAGCAAGGCAGCAUUGAUCGUUAUCAAGACAUGUCCAGGUUGAUACAAGAACGGUUCGGUGACAUCGAUAUCAACAGUACUAGCGUCAGUAAAGCAAAUUCAGAUAUCGGCUACGAUGAUGCAAUAAGCGGAAAUCCCGAUGAGACGAAUAACGUUAAUGGGUUACAAAAGUGCCUUUCACUACAGCAUAUCGAUUUGAAAGGAGCUAACAGUAGUGUGGAUAUUAGGAAUAGUGAAAAGCCCGACUUAGUUAACCAUCUUAGUAUGAUCGAAAAGAAUCAUUCUGAAGAAGCGUUAUCAGAUUCAGAAGACACCAUAUUUUUCCCGAUAAGAAGCACCGCCAAUCAGCAAUCAUUCAUGACAGAGAAGCUCUACAGCGAGUUCCACGUUAAAACCAAGCAGCACAGCAAGUCACACUCCAGCAUACAACAUUUGCUUAACCUAGCUAGUCCGCAGCGGAUGAGCGACAGCAAAAACAAAUUCAAGGCGCUCGACAAAAAGCGAUCUGAAAUUAUUCUCUCUUUUGAGGAUCUCCAAAGUCUCAAUAAAGAUGAAGAACUUGCUGAUAGCUCGCAUCGCACUCAAUGGAGCAUUUUAGACGAUCUUCCGUACAGCAACGUCCGAGACUCCAUUAUCAUACAGGAAACUGAACGUCGAACUUCAUCGGAAGGCAUCUACGCUGAAAUUUGUCCCGAUUCUCCGGUGGAAUCACCAUCGAUUUCACCCCCUACGCAGCCACUUUUUUCCGCUCAACCACCUCCACGACCAGAGAAACGAUUUACGAGCAUUCGCAUCAAUGUACCAUCCAGCGAUUCGUGCCAAAUCGUUAGUCAUAAUCCAGCAGGCAAUCGUUGUGCGUCCAAUGUUGCUAGUCCUGUAGAUGACAACAUUUACAAUACCAUAAAAUAGCAAAUCCAGCAUUGCUAGCAAUUAUCAGUACUCAAUCACCAUUUUACAUAAUCGACUAAGCGUCACCUACAUGAUGAUAGAAUCGCUCAAAAUACGUGCCUUCAAAACUUCCUCUGAGCUCAAUAUGCAAAACAACAAUCAAACUCAAUAAAUUCGCUUAAAAAGCUCUUCAAAGUACAUAUAAACAUAAAGAUAGAAUCUUGCUUUGUAAUAGAUUUUAGAAAUUAAACAGGGAUAGCGGAGAGGAAGAAAACAACGGCGACCAAAGUAUUACCGGAACUUGUGAUAAAAAACGCAUGAAAGCAAUGACUAAACUAAUUUAGAUUAAAUCUUGAACUCAGCAUUAAUAACUGAAAAACGCAUAUAUUGUGUGAUUCAAUCGUAAAAUCACUCCAACAAUUUUAAACUACACUCAGUGUAUACCAUUUAUUAGCGUUGCUCUAGUUCAAUGGCAGCCCUUUUCUAGUUUACAAAUUCAAUCCAAGUCGCACUCAUUUAGGCAAUUGAAUUCGAAGCAAUAUUCCCUCUAGAAAUCGUAAUUUAAAACUACCUAUAUCGCAAAACGACGUGGAUAAUGUUAGACAAUACCAUUCUUAAAUAAACCGUCAUAUGUAUGAAUAGUAUUUAAAUAAAAAGAAAUGAAUAAAAAAAACC
Molecule: messenger RNA, 5322 nt
Organism: Armigeres subalbatus
Lineage: Eukaryota; Metazoa; Arthropoda; Insecta; Diptera; Culicidae
Gene: B4
Exons: 8
Coding region: 1639-4668 (1009 amino acids)
Source: RefSeq, a predicted model, not a curated record